Lactuca virosa is the source of this 324-nucleotide messenger RNA. The record is from the annotation of a GenBank genome assembly. Lineage: Eukaryota; Viridiplantae; Streptophyta; Magnoliopsida; Asterales; Asteraceae.
AUGUGGCAUAACAUUGCAACCAUAAAGAAGGAUCUCAAGAGGCGUGACCUGGAAAUAGGGGAUGUGUUCGAACUACAGCUCAGAUCCGGUGACAACACCCAGUUCUGGUAUGACAAAUGGACCGAUGGAGACCAAUUGAAGAACAAAUACCCCGACCUGUUCAACCUGGAGACAAGGAAAAGAUGUAAUGUAGCGGAUAGAAUCAUUGACGGCUGUUUUGUAGGUCAUUGGAAUUCUUGCCCUGUUGAAUUUGGACUAUCCGAGGAUUUGGACAACCUAACGAAUGAACUGUCCACGGUAAACUUGGCGAGCGGGUGUGAUUAA